GUAACUGACGGCUACGCACUGCAUUUCGGUUCAGUAGGUAAAGUUGUACGAUGGUGGGAUUUAAGAACAGAUAUAUGGUAAUGGAGGUAAUGUUGGAUCCAAAUAAAGAAAUAUCAGGGGAUGAUCCUGUCGUUAUUACCCAAUUUAAUAUCUCCAAAGCAAUCAAGGAUAGCAUUCUUAUCAACUUUGGUGAAUGUGGUCUCGCCUCUUCGAUCGGAUCUUUCCAAGUUAAAUAUGUCAAUCCGAUUACAAAGUUGUGCGUAAUUAGAGCUACAAGAGAUGAGUACCAAAAAAUUUGGUCCUCGAUAACUUUGGUUAGGAGUAUUGGUAAUUGCCCUGUGAUAUUUAACUUGCUGGAUCUUAGUGGAAGUAUGAAGGCAUGUAAAAAUGCUGCCUUGAAGUGUGAUGAAUUAAAGUUUGAGCAGUACAAGCUUAUGGUUGGAGCACGGCUCUCAGUUGAUGUUGCUCAGCAUAUGCAGAAUUGUCUUGAGAAGAUCAAACUUUUGGAACACUGAGAGUGCUUUGCAUGCAGUAGUUGAGUGACCUGUGAUGCUGGUAUGAUUUUGUGCACCUGAGAUUAAAUUGCUUUACAUCGGCAUUCAUUUUAUGAUUUUACCAAUGAACAAAUAAAGGAGAUUGGGAGGU
Messenger RNA from Hibiscus syriacus, 645 nucleotides. Its product is annotated as probable ribonuclease P/MRP protein subunit POP5. The transcript is spliced from 4 exons. Bases 51 to 515 code for a protein of 154 amino acids. NCBI's taxonomy places the organism in Eukaryota, Viridiplantae, Streptophyta, Magnoliopsida, Malvales, Malvaceae. Gene Ontology annotation, cellular component: ribonuclease P complex. Gene Ontology annotation, biological process: tRNA 5'-leader removal. The record is from RefSeq and is a predicted model, not a curated record.